This is a messenger RNA of Hyalella azteca, 1155 nucleotides long. RefSeq names its product dihydrolipoyllysine-residue succinyltransferase component of 2-oxoglutarate dehydrogenase complex, mitochondrial. Bases 1 to 1140 code for a protein of 379 amino acids. Gene Ontology annotation, molecular function: acyltransferase activity. Lineage: Eukaryota; Metazoa; Arthropoda; Malacostraca; Amphipoda; Hyalellidae. The transcript has 8 exons. The record is from RefSeq and is a predicted model, not a curated record.
AUGAACCAGGAGGAUCAAGAGCUUGAUCCUGACGAGGUGAAGUCGGCUCUAGUCGCUCACGGACAUCUGCGUUGUCUGUCAUCGGAUCUGGAAGCCGACGAGAGGAGAGUUGAGGACAGGGCGCUAGGUCUUGCAGGCGUGUGCAUGGUGCGUGCUCAGCCGCUGGUGUGCGUGUCUCACGCAGUGCCUGCUCCCCCUGCUUUACACCACACAUGGCCUUCCAGCAGCAUGGCUAUGGAGGCGAGCACGCGUCUCCUGCACUCAACAUCAAUUUUAUGCACAGAGCUGCAGUACGGUGUGGUGCCGGCGUUCGCAGAGAGCAUCAGUGAGGGAGACCUGCGGUGGGUGAAGCAGGUGGGCGACGCCGUGGCUGCUGAUGAGACGGUGGGCGAAGUCGAGACUGACAAGACAACCGUCCCCAUCAACUCCCCCUGCGCGGGUGUGGUCACGGAGCUCCUGGUGGGGGACGGCGCCACCGUCUCCCCCGGCACGCGGGUGUUCGUCAUCACCCCUGGGGACGCCCCGCCCCCCAAGGCUGCUGCUGCUGCCCCCGCCGUUGCAGCUGCCGCGCCUCCUGCAGCAGUUGCCGCUCCUGCACCUGCUGCUGCACCUGCUGCAGCUGCUGCCACUGCUGCACCUGCUGCACCUGUUCCACCACCUGCUGCAUUUGUAGCUUCCCCGCGGGUGCCGCUGUCCUCCAUGCCCGUGGCCGCCAUCCAACACUCGUCCUUCCUGCAGCAGGCGCAGGUUAAGGUGAGUCUGGCCGCCAUGUUGUCCACCACCAUGUCCAUCAUCAACAUCAUGGAGCUGCGUAAGUCUGUCAACGCUGAGCUGACAAAGCGCCACGGAGUCAAGCUCGGCCUGAUGUCAGCCUUCGUCAAGGCCUCCGCCUACGCCCUUGUCAAGAUCCCGACUGUCAACGCUGUCAUCGAUGGCAACGAUGUCGUCUACAGGGACUAUGUUGACAUAUCUGUUGCCGUCGCCACACCUAAGGUGAGUCAUGUCGUCUACAGGGACUAUGUUGACAUAUCUGUUGCUGUUGCCACACCAAAGGUGAGUCAUGUCGUCUACAGGGACUAUGUUGACAUAUCUGUUGCUGUCGCCACACCUAAGGUGAGUCAUGUCCGUAGGAACACCUAGGGUGAGUCAUGUCCG